Molecule: messenger RNA, 9546 nt
Organism: Porites lobata
Lineage: Eukaryota; Metazoa; Cnidaria; Anthozoa; Scleractinia; Poritidae
Source: the annotation of a GenBank genome assembly
AAACAGCGUCUGUCACUGUUGACACUGAUCCACCAGAAGUCACUAUUCAUCAGCUUAAGAAUAAGAAUCUUCCUGGAAGGUCAAAACGUUUGGAUGAUCGCCGACUCCCUGUCGACAUUUUGUUACUAACGGUGGAAGAUUGGGAAUUUCUGAGCUGUCUUUCAUAUUUGAAUCCUGGUUUCGGUAAGUUUUGCCACAGCGAACUUGGCUUCGUGUACCUUGGAGAUAUGGGAGACGACAUGAAGCUUAACAUCGCUGUCAUUAAGUGCGGUAAAGGAGCUUCUGUACUUGCUGUAGAAAAUGCUGUCAAAGUCUUGGGUCCGAAAGCAGUGUUUGCUGUGGGUUCUUGUAGUGGCUUAGACUGUAACAAAGCUAAACUUGGGGACGUAGUAGUUUUAGAUAAGUUAAUAACAUAUGGUCCUUCCAAAGUCACGGAGAAUGGCAUUGAAGAACUUGGUGUUAAAGUUCCAUUGAAGCCUCGUCUUUCAAAAUUGACAACAACUGCUGGUGGUGGCUGGGAGCCUCCUUUGAAAGAUGCAAGCGGACUUGAGGUGGAAAUACAUCGCGGCGCCUUUUUGAGUGGACCAGAAGUAGUUGAAAGUCGCGAGCGAUGUCGCGCCCUCAUCGAACGAUUUCGAGGAGCAGUUGCUAUAGAAGGAGAAGGUGAAGGUACGUCUCUUGUCCGAUUCACAUGGUUAACAGAGUCUUCAGGAAUUCAAUUAUUGAACUGAAAAAUUAUUACUGUUAUUUAGCAAUUAAUGAAUGAGGCUGAGUAGGAUAUCAGGGAUUCAUAUCUUCGGCCUCGGCGGAUAACACCCUCCGAGAUCUGCUUAAUUCUUCAUAUCCUACGAAAGCCGAAUUCAUUAACUGUUUUAUGAUUCAUUCAAAAUAACUCCUAGUAUAAAAAAAAAGCUAAAACAUGCUCAACUGGAUCGAUGUUAAGUUCAUCUUUGACAGUGUACCUUUAGGUUUGUCCAGCUCCGCAAGUAUUCUCCAAAUAGCAGAUGUCACCCUCCGAGUUGUCUUCUUGCUUUUUGUGCCAUGUUUGUAGCUAUUAUUUCGCCGAGUUUCAGCUGUAGUUCUUACUCUUGAAACGAGCGAAAUGUCCGCCAACAACUUAACCUCGUCCCCAGGUCAUCUCGGUUAACGGUGCCUUAACCUGUAGCGGGCUGCAUUUUUGACGUCAUUUCCUCGUUAAACACAAAAUUCUUCCAAAUUUGGUCAUCAGUAACUGGUCAGGGUGAAUUAUGCGUGUGCUUUUAGCCAGUCAGAAUUGGGGAAAUAGUUUGAAUGAAUAAUAAAAUUAUUUAUUGUUACAUCUAUCACUAUCAUUAGUACACAUAUGCACUGAUCACCAUAUUUUCUCGUCCUUGUUGUUUAUUUCAAACUUGACUUGGUGAACCGGGCAUUUGUUUGAAUUUACAGACCAUAAAGACCUGUUGGUUUUCAAGAAAGGGCUUUUUAUGCCAUUUUCUUGACAGCUGGCUACCUUGCCUCUAAAUCUUUGGGUUAUUAACCACAAAUAACGGUCUCUUUUUUUAAAAAAGACCCGCCGUUUCAUCGAUAAAUACGGUACUGGGUUGUUUGACGUCAUGGCCUUCUGUAGGGCGUCCACAUGAGUCAGCUCUUAACUCCAUUUCUGUCCUUCCUCCAUCCCAAAAAAUUCAUAUUUAGGUGUGUAUGCAGCAGCGCAUGACCUAGACAUUGAGUGGAUCGUAAUUAAAGGAAUUUCAGGCUUCGCGGAUGGCACAAAAGUUAAGGAUUCGUGGAGAACAUUCGCGAGUUUAAUGGCGGCUUCCCUUACAGCUCACAUUCUCAGUGACACCAUUGCUUUUCAGGACUUGCCACACUAUGGAAGUGCAAGUGAGUAUUGGGACAUUCAGGAAACAUUCACGUUAUAUUUUCCCAUACCAUCUCCUGGUCUUUUCAUAAACAAAUAAAAUUAAAUAAAGAAAUAAGCUCUUUAUUAAUUCCAAAAACAAACGUUCCGGAUUACGAUUGACUAUUAGGUAAAAUUGACAGGUAACCUUUCAAUAAAACAGCGUUUAAAACGUGCAGUCCUAAAUUUAAGGAAGCACAUAGGAAUGACUUUCAUUCUUUAGCAAUAGACCUUUUUACUGAUAGGGCGGCCAUAUUGAAUUAAUUCGAUUUAAGGAGUAUUAUAGGAUGCCCAGGGGGGGCAUGAGCACAUUUCGUUUGUAUUUUUGAGAGCUCUUCGGGACAUUUUUUCUUAGAAUAAGAUUGUAAUGAGAGAGACGAUCCUCGUUCCGUGUUUGGAUGUAAUAAUGAUCGCCUUUUUCUAAGUUUAGUAUUAGAAAUAUGGUCUUUCACUGUAUAUUUCUCGGGAAAAAGGCGAUCAUUAUUACAUCCAAACACGGCGCAGGGAUCUUUUUUCCCAUUACAAUCUUAUUCUAAGAAAAAUUCAAGAAAAAAAUGUCCCGAAAAGCGCUCGAAAAUACAAACGAAAUGUGCUCAUGCCCCCUGGGCAUCCUAUAAUACUCCUUAAAUCGAACUGAUUCAACAUGACCGCCGUAUCGGUAAAAAGGUCAAUUUUUUUUUACCGUGGGGGAGAUCCGCCUAAGGGCCCUCAGUUGAAUUUCUGACGCUCUUCCACAACUUACUAUUUGAGGCCUCUAGAAGGCUUAAAACGGGCGUGGCCUCCUUGGGAAAGUUAAAACGAACUGCUCUCUCUCGAAACUUAUCAAUUUUAGAAAGAACUUAUCAUAACUCGCAACACCCCAUACUUAAAAAGAGCAUUAAUCAGACCAUGGAAAAGAUGGUGUUAAGAGUCUAGACUAUAGCCAUUCUUCUUGCACACUCGUAAUAUGCGCAUAGGCCUUCCCGCUUUGCUGAGAAGAGCAUCGAUUUGCUUUUCCCAGUCUGUAGGAUUACUGUAAAAGUAAACGCCUAGAAGCUUAAGAAAUACUUCCUGUUUAAUAUCAAAAGUAACAGUAACAGUCUUUCACCUUUACCCUUAACAAUCAUCUCCUUGGUUUUAGUAAGGUUUAUUGUCAUAAUGUUAUUCUGCGUCCAACUUAGUAUGUUUUCCACUUCUUGGGGAGUUUGGCCGUGGGUUUCCUUAAUCAAAACACUUGAGUCAUCUGCAAACUUAACCAUAGUGGAUCUGUCAGAAUCAGCAGCUUGUAUAUCAUUCAACAUUAAAGAAAACAGAAUAGGCCCUAGUAUAGUUCCCUGAUGUAUACCCCUGUUUGUAGGCAACAAAGGGACCAUGUUACCAUCAGCUAUUACUCUUUGUUGGCUCCUAAAUAAAAAAAUAAUAGCAAUCCAAUGUAGGGAUUGAUGGGCAAUUCCCUGAACUAGUGAAAUAAAAUGGAGUGAUUAGCUGAAUCGAAGGCCUUAGAGAAAUCAAAGGCAAAAACCCUAGCACAAUCUGCUUCUCUGGUGUCGAGCCAUUUAAGCCACAUAUGUUGGCUUUUAAUGAGAGCUAGUGUUGGUGCCUUCCCUAGUGUUGGUGCUUUCCCUAUAUGCAAAUUGGUCCGAAGAUACACAAGAUACACAAUUAAAGGACUAAUAAGGAGCCAGGCAUCCUUUGGUAAUCUCUUCCUACUGCAUUACUUGUGGUUGUGAACGUCAUCUUUCACAAUUGUCACCUGGCACCUAAGUCGGAUUGGGAGUAAGGAUCUAGUACUGAAUUUUAAGGUAUAUUACAGGAAGGCAGUUUUUUGGUUCUUUUAAGCCUGUUAGUUUAAUCUUGUUAUAAAGAAAACCGCCCUGAAUGCCUUGUCGCAGCUACGGCCUGAGUAUGAUAGAUGACGUUUAUAUAUCACAGCUAAUGCAGAAGGAACAGAAUUUCAAUUUGAAACAGGCCCUUUGUUACACCUUAAAAUGGUGAAUUCACCAACAAGCCCAAAGUUAGAUUAGAAAUUAAUCCGACAAUUUCGCUUGCAUAACUUCAAAAGGUAUUUUGUUACAAAUUCUCCGACCACUCCUAGAAAAAGUAUAAGAAUAGUUCAUUAAGCUUAGAUCUCUGGACUUAGCUUGGCUACUGAUUCCUGCAUUUCUGUUUGCAUCGAAGUAAUCGAAAGGUAGAAAGAUUCGGAAGAAAAAUUUAUUAAAAAUAAGAAAACGAACAAAGCUCAAAAAGACGCAUCCUUCUUGAUCAGCACACCGCUGUGUGUUAUCGACACAGGAGACCCAAGGGCCUUAAAAGCAGCGAGUCCGCAAGUUUAUUUUUUACACGUCACUAGUUCCCAGCAACCUCGCAUACUGCUUGCAGCUGUCGUGGGCCCCUCAGGCUCUCAAUCUUAUCCUUGACAUUGACAGAAUUUAGCGGAGAGCGACUAAAUUAAUUUUGUCUUAGCCGUACUGGACCGACGUUGCUUACAAGAAGAGGCUUUUGAAAACUGGGCCACUUCCACUUUGUUAUUGGCACGAAUUCUUAGAUCUGGUGUACGUCUUCAAAUGCCUAGUUGGUUUGUCGGAUCCUUUAAUUUCAGUAAUGAAUCCCACUGUAACCAGGAGCACUGACUCCUCUGAAGGUACUCUGUUGACUACGGUUAGGAACAGAACAGUUUUUACGCAGAGCCCAAGAACCUGGAAAACUUUACCAUUCCAUCCUCGGAACAGAAACUGUUCAGUUGUAAAGAACGUUUUUAUUACUCGUUGUAUCUCGCUGAGACUGUUUAUGAUGUCAACAACCCCCAAAGAGUGUGUAUAUCAAUUGCACACACACUAGUCGGCUAUUGUCCAGCUUGCUUGGUCGCUGGAAUGUGUUGUUGUUUUUCCCUGAUCCUAUAUGUUAAUGUUUGAUAAUCUACACUUCGUAGUGGUUCCUUUUCUGUGAGUGUUGCAGUUCUUCUGGAAAAGUUUGUAAAUAAAUAAGAAAACAUUGAAAAACUGUAUAAGUUGCUGCAACCACGCCGAAUUAAUACGGCGUCGUGUGUAAUUCCAAUGUAUAUAACUUUAUAUUUGCUUGUCCUCAAAAGGUAAAGAAAAGAACAAGGAGGACAAUUCCGGCAUGAUGAGCGGUAACCAAGUAAGACACAAAGAGAGCGAUACCCAGCCACCUCAUGGUGAGGAUUAGCAGUUAAAAUGGUCUAUAUUUGUUACAAAAUUCAAGCAUAAUUCAUUCAUGUUAAGCAGGGUCGAGAAAUGUUGUCAGUCCUGGUACGAUUUUCAGUGUGGUAGAUGUCGAAAAAAGAAAAACAGGGCAUGAAGAAAAACUGAACGUAAGUGAUUACAAAGGGGGGUUAUCAGUUUGACUGACGGUAAAAUGUCUCUGUCCUUCGCAGAGGCCUCUUUGUGUCGUUGGGAGGCUAGGGAGAGUGAAGAAAAGAAAGCGUGCGGAGGAUGAUGGGAGGCUCUCUUCCCUAUUCCUAUCGUCCCUCGCGCGAUUGCUAUUUUUUGAUCAUUGCUAUUUUUACUGGAGUGCCGUGCGGGAGCCUGUGCGGAGGAGAGAGGUACAAAAAAUAAUUUUUGUUAUGCGAUAAUCAAAUCUGGUUUCCUUUUUUGGAUGCCAGAGUAAUAAAAAAGAGAGGCAUAGAAACUCGUAUUGAACCUGUACGACACUCAGUGUAUUUUUUAGGUUCAAAGUGAAUACUGUUGCUCCUUUCAUUCGCAGGUGGGGUCAUUUACGAUGCCCUUCAGCGAAUAUGCAAGAUGGAAGCAUAUAGAGAUGCCGGCAAAACUGAUCCUUUGCUGAGUUUGAAGAAAAUUGCUUAUGAAAAAGGCUUUGAAAUAUCCCACAAUCAAGGAGAAGGAAAUUGCAUGUUUUUUGCAAUCUCAGAACAGCUGGAGCUCAUAAAAGGAGUGAAACUCUCUCAUAAAAAACUAAGGAAGAAAGUUGUCCGUUACCUGAAGGAGAAUCCUACACUGGUUAGUAGUGUCCUAGUGAAGGAUAAUUUAUAACCCUACGAUCAGGUGUUUUUAUAAUAAUAAUAAUAAUUAUUAUUAUUAUUAUUAUUAUUAUUAUUAUUAUUAUUAUUAUUAUUAUUAUUAUUACUAUUGUUAUUGUUCUUUUUUAUUUCCAUUUACUUAUUCCUUUUUUUGAGAAGAGAAGGAAAAAAAGAACUCCUGAUACAUUUUUUUUACUUCUUCCAAUGUUUUUGUACUCGAGGAAGUCACCAAACGUAAGAUGCGUACUGAUAAGGGGAGUGUGACAGGAAUUGUCUUUUCAAAAACAAAAAUAAGAAAAUGCAGUAUUUUAAAUUGUGUUUAUGUUUCCUAUGUUCCUUUACAUAUCAAGUGAUGUUCAUGGGGGCGGAGUCUUGCUUCAAGUGAGCUCUGUUUGCUAGGACACAAUCAACAAAUUCAUUAUGGAAUGAAUUUAGCCACAGGAGUGGCCUUUUAUAUAAUUAGAGCGUAGAACCCAAUGGAAAAACUUAGAUACACCAGAACCUUAUCCCAGCAAAGCUGAGGACAGAACCACUAUCAUUUAAGGAACAAACACAACUAGAGGGAACGGAGGGAAGAUGUUCCCCCGUUUUUACUUCUUGAGCAAGGAGACGUCGUUCCUCGCUUUCAAGAAAUAAGUAGAUAAAAAUGGGAAAAUUAGAGGAGCAUAUACUGAUAAUGGGUGUGUCAACACUCUCUUGAAUAAAUAAAACAUUUGAAACAGUAUUUUUCUUGUUAUAGCCGGAUGGGACCGAACUAUUCCAUUUUGUUGAGGGACAUCCAUCUUGGGAUGCCUACCUCCAAAGUAUGAAGGCCGAUGGUACAUGGGGUGAUCACGUGAUUCUCCAUGGUGCGGCAAACUGCUUUGAUACCUGCAUUCACGUGAUCAGCAGUCAUCAUCGUGAUGUACUGAUUAACCCAGAACGUGAAGAUGCCGACCGUGACCGGCUUGUACUGGGACACUUAUGUGAGCUUCACUAUGUUAGCCUUAUUCCAUGCAAAUCACCUAAAGGUAAUUCACCUCUUGCCUUCUAAUGUUAGAUUUAAAAAGACACUUUAACAAAUAGAAGUUGUUGUUUUGAAGUGGCAGUAUGUUAUGUCAAAUUUUUGCCGCCUGUCGGAAGCCUUCGUUCUAGUCAUUUAUUUAGUAACAACCUGUGCAGAAGGAACAUAUCUCCACAGCGUUCCGAGCCCUUUUGCUAAAACUUAUGAUUUUAUUUUCGUCAACAAGCCCAAAAAUAGAACAGAAGUAAAUCUGUCAAGCAAACUACAAAAACUUGGUUUUCCCAUUGUCACACUUUGUUUUCUCCUUUUAAAAAACUCGCUGUCUUAUAUUAUCGGGUUUAAAAACUCUCUGCGUCGCCUCGAAUUUCUAUCCUGAUAAUACAAGACUGCGAGUUUUUUGAACGGCUUCAAAAUCUCUGAUAUAGAUCAACUCAUUCUUGCACUAAUAUUUAGAUUUGGGGUUAUUUUGGUUUAAAAAAUUAGACGUAAAGUUUAGUCGUGUCUUUAUCAGAUAUAAAGACACUCAUUAAACAUUUAUUUCUUUUGUUUUUUGUUAUGAAUUAUUAAUCGAUUUUUGAAUUUUCAUCUCGCGACAUAUUAAAGCAAACGACUCAUAAAAAACAACUGUAGGUUAUUAAUACAUUAUUACUUUUUAAACGUAGGUACAACAAAGCGCCAGAAACGCAGAUUACAAACGGAUGAAGAUGAUGCCCAUUUGGAUUGGGGUAAGGAUCAAGUGAUGAUUUUUGCUAUCAGAAAAACAGGUUCUUUGUAAUGUUAAGCCUGUUAGUUUAAUCUGUUAAUAGUUUAACCGUCCUGAACGCCCUGCUGCAGCCACGUCCGGAGGACCACCGGCGUUUCACUCAGCGUGAGAGAUGAAGUUCCUAAAUAACAAGUGAGGUCAGUGAGAUACGGCCCCGACGAACCGUUAAAAAACACUGUAAUUGCUGCAAUUUCGCUCUCAUUGUGCGGCGCCGCAGUUGUCCCUUUCGAAAACGGUCGAUGCCAUUUUUAAGACACUUAGAACACUUUUACAUGUUAUUGAGAGUGUUUCUAUUAAAAGAAAGAAAGAAAAACAAAGAAAAUCGCAAGCCAGGGUGAAACCCAGAUCUCGAACCCGGACCUUCCGUAGAGCUGGUAGAGGGUCUGAAUGGGGGUACAUCGAUAACACUAAACACUUCAUCUUUUGUUUUGUAACAUGAAACUGUUAAAUUUUAAGCAUUUUAACACUAACAGUAAAAAUUUUUGAAACGGUAAGUUUUUUUUCAGAAAGAAAAAAAAAAACGGGUCCAAAAAGGCCAAUAUUAUUUUGUUUAGUAUAUCAAGGAGUUUUCGGCCAUUUUACGACAAUUUAUUUCAGAUUUCCGAAGGCUGCUGAAGAUUCCCGAAGACUGCCGAAGUUUUUCGAAGACUAACGAAGUGGUCCGACCAUUGCCGAAGAUGUCCGAAGAACCCUCAAACACUUAACAGUACUUUCUUCGGAAACAGCAAACAUUAAAAAAUGUCCAAUUUAACAGCAAACACUAAAAAUUAUGUGCAAAUAGCACUAAACACUAAACCCAAUUCAGACCCUCUCCGUAUCCCAAAAUUCCAAAACAUUAAAGUACAUACACUAGCAAACUGUCUUUCGUAACUGUUGCAUUAAUAACAGGUAACCUUAGCCCUUUCCGUAACUUUUAGGAAAAUUCAACUUGGGCUUCCACGGCGUUCUUCUAACACUAUUCUAAAACGUAUUCUCUGCUUUAUUGUAACUUAUCCAGGGAAUAUAUUACAUCUAUCAUGACCAAUGGUGGCGUCGACCGUUAAAAAUAGCAAAGACCGUUUACGAAAGGAAAAUAGGCUACGGCGUCGUGUGAAUUCCAAUGUUUAUAGCAAACGUUUGUUAUCUUUUAUCCUCAAAGGUGGAGAGAAAAAGAAGAAACACAAAUCAGGCACAAAGAGAUGUAAGCAGUGAGGCAGAUACAGAAUGGUACCCAGUAAAAACGGCGGGGAUUAAAAUAAGUAAAUAGUUUUAUAUUUUGCUGAAGAUUUACGCGUAAAUUAAUAUCCAUAUUUUACUGGGUCGAAAAGGUUUGUUUUUUUUGUGGGUGUUUUGCAUUUUCCCACAUUGCCAGUGUGGAAAAUGUAAAAAUGUAAAAAAACAAAACUUUUUUUUUUUACAAUGAAUUAAUUAUAAUGAUAAUGACGUUUAUUAUUGGGAUGUUUCUUAGCAAACUGUAUAGCUUUUUGCAAAAUGUAAUGAUAAAAUAGAUGUUCACGGCAUAUAAUUUAUUGGAAAAGAAACAAUCAUGAUAGUAAUGUAAUUAUUUUUGGUUGAAUUAUAGCCACUAAUUUUUUUUAAGAAAUUUAUCCAGUAUCAGGAUGUUCAUUACGAAUCUUUGUAUAUAUUGAUUUCGUAUGGGAUGUUUCUUAUUCAACUUUAGAGCUUUUAGCCAAAUAUUUGUUUAAAAAGGAAAACUGUAAAAAUUUUUUGGAAAAGUGGCCUUCAUGUUAGUUUAGGGUGUUUCUUACCAACCUGUAAAUAUUUUUAGUUGAAUUAUAGCGUUUAGUUAGGACUUUUUAUAUGGGAUCUAUCCUGUAUCAGGAUAAUCAGUCAUCACCAAUCUCUUUAUACAUGUAUAUUUAUUUCGUCAUUUGGAUGUUUCCUCUCAAAAUGUAGCGGUUUUAGCUGAAAAUAUUAAAAACAGU